GAUCGCAUGUAAGUAAGUAAAUGAUUUUAGUAAAGGUUUUAGCCUAUUUGAAUUUUCGAAUCUGUAGGAAGAUACGGUUAUCUCUCCUUGGAGAUAAGUCCUAAACACCGUAUAUCGGGUCUCAAUACCCCCGCAUGAAUCAUUAGGUACAUGUGUUAGAGUUGUCCUUAUAGAAAACCAAGGUUCUACUCACUUUAAUAGUUUUGAUUUUUGACUUAUGCUCAGCACCGGUACUCCUAGAUCUUAUGCUCGUCUCCUCCAAGUUAGCCAUACUUAGCUAGUGCUCUCCAUACUAUACUCAACAAGAAAAAUAAAGCGACUUGUAUGCCCAAAUAUUAAGUAGCAAUGUCGGACCGCACGCACGCGGCGUUUUUCUAUGGCACGCUGAUGGCCGCUGAGGUCUUCUUCACGGUCUGUUAUAGGUUUUCCACAGAAAACGUGGCGCUCUUAAAGAGCCUUCAUGAUUUCAAGCCAGCCAUAUUACAUGGUUAUUGCCGGCGUCGAGUUCAAUUUGCAGACUAUCCGGGAAUUACGCCGGACCCAAAUCAUGAGGUCAGAGGGAUGUACGUGACCGGCCUAACAGACGCCAAUAUGUUCCAUCUCGACGCCUUCGAAGGAAGCGAGUAUGAUCGUAAAACGGUCAAGGCCCGUUUACUUUCAAAAGUCGGCGACGAUAAAGGACAGGGCAACGUCGAGGGCGAGGAAGUCGAGUGCGAAGUAUACGUCUUCAAGCAUCCUAAUCAACUAGAGGAUCGCGAGUGGGACUUCGAAGAGUUCCGGACGCAGAAGAUGAAAAAGUGGACAAGAGAAGAUUAUGGCUUCGAAGAGAGCGACCAUUUCGCUCCUCAAGACGUCAAGGACGAUGAAAAGGCGGUUGCUGUUUGAAGGUUAACAGGACCCCAAGCGUUGCAAAGCUCAUCAUCAAUCAGCUCCUAUCUUGAUUUCGAGGACAACAAAGAAUGGCGGUCGAGUUGAAAUUACCGUCAGAAUGCAUAAGGGCUAAUGCGGCAAUAUCUUCAUAACGUCUUUUUUCGCUAGACCAUUGUUCGUCUAAUAGAUAUGCAACGUUACUAAUUCGACCUUUCUUUUCUUGAAAUGACUUAGCUGUAGGGAUUCUCAAUCUCUCAACUUUGCCUAGACCUUGCUGUUGGUAAGCCUGUAAGGUAGGUAAGCCUUGCAGAAUUAGCAGCUACACAAUAAUCGAUUAGACGUUGGCACCAGAGUGGAUCAAUCAAUCGAUAUUCCAGGAUGGAGAACUAUUUGCAGCAGUACAUACAUAGUAUACUAGGUUAGAUAGGCAUGGUGAUGAUGCAUC
Messenger RNA from Daldinia decipiens, 1315 nucleotides. RefSeq names its product BtrG-like protein. Bases 346 to 885 code for a protein of 179 amino acids. The transcript has 4 exons. Lineage: Eukaryota; Fungi; Ascomycota; Sordariomycetes; Xylariales; Hypoxylaceae. The record is from RefSeq and is a predicted model, not a curated record.